AUGGAUAAUGCGCCUGCUCACCCGACAGAUAUUGAUUUGAAAAAUAUUACUGUUAAUUUUUUUCCAAGUAAUACGACUUCUCGUAUUGAACGCAUGGACCAGGGCGUGAUCCGAAACUUUAAGGCUUAUUAUCGUCGACAAUUAGUUCAACGUAUUAUUAUAAAUUGUCAUCAUGCUCAUUCUGCUGAUGAUGUUUUGCAUUACAGAGAAGCCGGAAUUUUGAUUCCAACGGGUACAUUGAUUGAUGAAGAUGUUGUUGUACAAGAGGCAAAAUGUAUGGUUGAACUCGAUAAAGUAUUGAAACAUUUGACGGUCGGUGGUGAGACAAUAUCAGCUGAUGAUUUUGUAAGUGUGGACGAUAAUGUUCCCGUAUGCAACGAAUGGAACGAUGAUUAUGAAAAGAUCUUAUCAGUGGAAUAUACAUCAACUGAGGAUACGUUUCAAGAAGAACAACUAACUGCUGACAUAUCACCAUUGUUAUCGGAAUCUCUUAAUAUGAUACGUCGAUUGCAUUUACUUUCAACUAAUCAAUAUCCUGAAUCACAUCCCUUCAUCCUUCAUCUUCAAUCAAAGCUCAGAGACGUGUUUCUCGAUAAGAAAGUAUCGAAGCAAAGAUCUAUUCAUGAAUUUUUCAAGUCAUUGUAG
Messenger RNA from Adineta ricciae, 645 nucleotides. Lineage: Eukaryota; Metazoa; Rotifera; Eurotatoria; Adinetida; Adinetidae. The record is from the annotation of a GenBank genome assembly.